Messenger RNA from Saimiri boliviensis boliviensis (Bolivian squirrel monkey), 1899 nucleotides. It is a transcript of the gene SAGE1, whose product is annotated as sarcoma antigen 1. NCBI's taxonomy places the organism in Eukaryota, Metazoa, Chordata, Mammalia, Primates, Cebidae. Gene Ontology annotation, cellular component: integrator complex. The record is from RefSeq and is a predicted model, not a curated record. Gene Ontology annotation, biological process: snRNA 3'-end processing.
AUGCCAUGGAGCCUACACCCUUCCAAUGGGGAGAAUAGUGUCGAUUUCUUUGCCAGUUAUGUUCCAGUUUUUAAUCAGAGUGUUCCAGUCACACACAUAGUUAGCUAUGACGCAUAUCUGCAGAUGCUGGUUCCUCCACUUCAAACGAGUCAGCCAACUCCACCUGAAGAGCUUCAUACUGUUGGCUAUGUGUUUACAAAUGAUGGGCAGCAAACAGGAAGUGAUGACAUAAGUCAGGUUGCAACAGGGCAUCAAAGCAAAAAGAAACAUUCCAGAGAAUCCAAGAGACACUCAUCAUCUAAGAGAAGGAAGAGUAUGUCCCUGUGGUUACACCAACAGGAAGAUGUUAGUGUCACUCAAAAUGUCUGUGAAGAGAAGACGAAAAACGGUCAACCCCAGUGUGAUAACAUCUUGUCAAUUGCUCCACCAGGGCUUAAUAUGGCAGGAGCCGGUAUUUCAUCCAUGAGUACCAAUGAUCUGUGUUCUACCGUCACUCACAAUAUCCAUGAAGAGAAGGUGGAAAAUGACCAACCUCAAUCUAAUAACGUAUUGUCAACUGUUCAACCAGUGGUUAUUUAUCGGGCAGUAGCUGGUAUUCUGGGCAUGAGUACCAGUGAUCAGUAUGCUACCAUCACUCACAAUGUCUUUGAAGAGAGGAUGGAAAAUAACCAACUACCAUCUAAUAACAUCUUGUCAACUGUUCUACCAGGGCUUACUUAUUUGGUAACAGCUGGUAUUCCAGCCAUGAGUACCAGGGAUCAGUAUGCUACCUCCACUCACAACGUCCAUGAAGAGAAGAUGGAAAAUGGGACACCAGUACCAGAUAAUGUCUUGUCAACUGUUCUACCAGGGCUCAUUAACAUAGAAGCAGAGGACUCUAUUGUCACUCACAAUGUCCAUGAAGAGAAGAUGGAAGAUGGCCAACCAGCACCUGAUACCAUCUUGUCAGCUAUUCUGCCAGGGCUUAUUAAUUUGGCAGGAGCUAGUAUUCCAGCCAUGAGUACCAAUGAUCUCUAUGCUACCAUCACUCACAAUGUCGGCAAAAAGAAUAAAAACAGCCAACCAGCACCAGAUAACUUGCUGUCCACUGUUACACGAGGGCUUAUUAGUUUGGCAGGAGCUGGUAUUCCAGCCAUGAGUCCCAGGGAUCUGUAUGCUACCAUCACUCACAAUGUCUGUGAAGAGAAGAUACAAAAAAAGCACCUGAUAACUCCUUGUCAGUGGUUCCACCAGGGCGUAGUAAUCUGUCAGGAGCUGCUCAGCUUUUACAUUUGUUUUCUAAAUGCUACUGUCUUUAACGAUAUCAAGGAGGAGGAGUUGGAAAAUGGUCAAACCCCUCCUGAUGGCUUCCUGUCAGAUUCUGCUCCACCAGACCUUAUAAAUAUGACAAGAGAUCGUAUGCCACCCAACCCACUGGAUUCUUUCCCUUAUAACUUCACUAGUCUCUGCAAAGAUGAGCUGCUUUACAAAAUUAAUAGUAAUGAGUUUGUGGUAGGAACCCAAAACAACAGCGUCUCUGCAGGUGACUCACCAGUCACAGCAAUGUCUUUAGUGGAAACUCUGCCAAAUGUGCCACAAAUAUCUCCUGCUAUGACAAAGAAAAUUAAUGAUGAUAUAAAAUAUCAAUUAAUGAAAGAAGUUAGAAGGUUUGGGCGAAAUUAUGAAAGAAUUUUCAUUUUGCUUGAAGAAGUACAAGGAUCUCUGAAAGUCAAGGGACAAUUUGUUGAAUUUAACACCAAGGAAGCAGCAAGGUUUAAAAAAGUUGUGUUAAUUCAGCAAUUCAAGAAGGUGCUUAAAGAAAUAGAUUCCCACUGCCAUCCCAGAAAAGUUAAGCACAUGAGGAAAAAAAUAAUUGCAUUAGUGCAAAGACCAAGGAGAAACAAGGAGAUUAUGCUGUAG